Molecule: messenger RNA, 576 nt
Organism: Closterium sp. Naga37s-1
Lineage: Eukaryota; Viridiplantae; Streptophyta; Zygnematophyceae; Desmidiales; Closteriaceae
Source: the annotation of a GenBank genome assembly
AUGCUAUACACGCAGCCCGAUCUCAGCAUCCGGGGGUUGGCGCGGCUAGCUAACUUGCAACCGAAGCAGAUUCGCGAAUGGCAGAAAUUGAAGGAGCGAAUCCUUGUUUCAGCGGCGUGUCGUCGUCGCCUUGUUGGCGAAGCCUUCAAGGCGGGCAUCCGACACCGCUACGGCACCUGGUUCGAGGAGGACGGGAUCACAAGCACAACUCCCACAGAGGACAGGAGCCAGGAUCAUCUGAUCCUGGCGCACAUGCGGGAUUCCGGCGAGGUGGAGGUGCUGGAAGACGUGAUGGAGGAGGAGCAGGAUGAACUGGUCCCCAACCCGUUCUACCCGGCCCCUGUGGUCACCCCUCCCGAUGUGACUGUCGAGAUGGAGGAGGAGGCCGUGCUGGCCGAUGAAGCAGAGGAGGCCGAUGAGGAGGCAGUACCUGCUAAGUCAGACUCGAGCGAGUCCCACGAUGGAAACGCGAACGAAGCUGACGAGUGGAGCGACGAAGGGGAUGAAUGGUGGGCCCCUGGUCGCUAUGAGGGGGCUGAGGUAGAGGAGUGGGUGGCGGGUUACGAAGAUGAGUAG